CAAGUUAGUGCGCGCCCCGCCCGGCGCCGUCCGGGUCCCCGCGCCCUCCCGGCCGGGGAGCGCCGCCCGCAGCUCCGUGCGGUCCGAGCCGCACCGGAGAGCUUGCAGCACCAGCAGAGAGCUGCGCGUGUAGCUGAGGUGAUGACUGCGGUGGCAUGGAGUUCCCGGAGCACGGCGUACGACUGCUGGGCCGCCUGAGACAGCAGCGGGAGCUGGGCUUCCUGUGCGACUGCACUGUCCUGGUGGGCGACGCGCGCUUCCCUGCGCACCGCGCUGUACUGGCCGCGUGCAGUGUCUACUUCCAUCUCUUCUACAGGGACCAGCCCGCGAGCAGCCGCGACACAGUGCGGCUCAACGGCGACAUCGUCACGGUGCCCGCCUUCAGCCGCCUGCUGGACUUCAUGUACGAGGGCCGCCUGGACCUUCACAGCCUACCUGUCGAGGACGUCCUGGCAGCAGCCAGCUACCUGCACAUGUAUGACAUCGUCAAAGUCUGCAAGGGCAGACUUAGGAAGAAGGACCCAGAUCUGGAGACCCGCACGCUGGGGACAGAGCUUCCUGGUCAGCCACCACAACCCCUACCUUCCCUGUCCCCUGACUUCUGCCAAGCCGCACCAAAGGCCAAACCCCCAUCUCUGGGGGUCAAGGCUGCCCAUGCCCUGCCAACAUAUGGACCUCCGUCUUGGCAGGUCACAGGGGAGUCAAGUGGGGCCCUGGAUCUGUCACUGAAGCCUGGCCCAAGACCUGAGCGGGUCCACCCACCCUGUCUCCUCCAGACAUCCCUUUGCAGCUCCAUACAGCCAGGGGCCCAGCCUCUGGUGAAGGCUGAGCAAGACUCUUUCUCUGAACAAGAUAGCAGCGGCCCUCAGAGUCCAAACAGAUCCCCACCGCCAGCCUGUGCUUCUGCAGCCAAGGGCCUGGCAGUGGACUUGGAGCCACUGCACAUCCAAGGGACAGGCAGCCAGCAGCUUGGGCUGGGUGCCGAGCCAGUGGUGGACAGUGGGGAGCUGAGUCCCAGCAGGCACCUUUGCAUUUGCCCACUGUGCUGCAAGCUGUUCCCUAGCACCCAUGCGCUGCAGCUGCACCUCAGCGCCCACUUCCGAGAGCGGGACAGCAUCCGUGCCAGGCUCUCCCCUGAGGGGGCCGUGCCCACGUGCCCACUCUGCAGCAAGACCUUCUCCUGCACCUACACGCUGAAGAGGCAUGAGCGGACUCACUCCGGGGAGAAGCCCUAUACAUGUGUGCAGUGUGGCAAGAGCUUCCAGUACUCACACAACUUGAGCCGGCAUGCCGUGGUCCACACUCGGGAGAAGCCCCAUGCCUGCCGCUGGUGUGAGCGCCGAUUCACACAGUCUGGGGACCUGUACCGCCAUGUCCGAAAGUUCCACUAUGGCCUCGUCAAGUCCUUGCUGGUGUGAAGCGUUCUUUCCGUAACCCCAAGGUGGAGGAAGGGAAGGGGCCAGGUCUCCUGGGUGGGACUUUGGGACAGAGGAAGAAACCCUACCCAAAGCUAGAAGGUUCCGCCCGCCAACCUGAACAGGAGCUUCUUGGAUGGGUUGCCUCCACCUGCCCUUCGCUCUCCACCUCACACCUGAGCACAGGUUGUCUGUGCCUCAUUGUCCUCGCCAGCAAGGUUCUAGGAGUGUCUAGCCUGCCCAUUCACUGGGCCUGGGCUUCUCAGUGUGAGGUUAUGUAGUUUUCCUCUGUCCUGGGGCUCCCCCUGACCACCCUGCUGGGCCAUUUGAGAGUGUCCUUGUGUGCCUAGUGCCAUGACAGAAUGACUCACUCGUCAGGAAAGUCAUUAGUGCAAGUGUCUUAACAGGGUGCCCCGGCCACUCCUGGUGAGUGGCAGCAGGAACCCUUGUCGAGAAGGCCUCAGGCAUCACAAGUACCAGCGGUGGUCGUGGAGACACAGUGGGCCUUGCAGGAGGCAUCGCUCCAGUGGGGACCCAUAGCAUCGUGAGGAGGGUAGCUGAAGCUGGGGGUCCCUGGAGUGACCUGUUACUGGGGUGGAACGGGGAUGGAACUCUGGGCAAAGUCGGGGAUUUGGAAAUGGAUUCUCUUUAUACCGGAGCCUCCCGAGGCUCCCAUGUGUCUACUGCUGGGGUCAUGGAGCUGGGAAUGGCAGAGCCUGCCAUGAGCCAAGUGUGCCAGCAGGCUUGACCCUGGGGGUCACUCUCUGCUUUCUAAGGGUCUCCCUGGAGCUGUAGUCAUUCGCAGGCACCAAACACAAGGCCAAAGCUUGUCCAGCUUAACAAGAGCAGUGUUUGCUGUGCCACCUCCCGCUGUGGGGCAUGCGUAGAAGCAGCUGUCACAGGGAGACGGGAGGCAGACCCUCCCCUUUCAUCUACAGCCCUGGAAGGAAGGCUGGUACCCUUGGAAUGUAAAGGGCUUUGUCUUCCGACGUUGUCAUGGAUAUGGGUCACCUUACUUUGAACACUUGCUCCCAAGCAAGCCUUGCCAUCCCAGAACCUUC
Messenger RNA from Acomys russatus (golden spiny mouse), 2476 nucleotides. RefSeq names its product zinc finger and BTB domain containing 42 (gene Zbtb42). Gene Ontology annotation, cellular component: nucleus. The transcript is spliced from 2 exons. The record is from RefSeq and is a predicted model, not a curated record. Gene Ontology annotation, biological process: regulation of transcription by RNA polymerase II. Gene Ontology annotation, molecular function: DNA-binding transcription factor activity, RNA polymerase II-specific; protein binding; RNA polymerase II cis-regulatory region sequence-specific DNA binding. Lineage: Eukaryota; Metazoa; Chordata; Mammalia; Rodentia; Muridae. The coding region runs from base 156 to 1418 and encodes 420 amino acids.